Betta splendens (Siamese fighting fish) is the source of this 2044-nucleotide messenger RNA. It is a transcript of the gene camkk1b, whose product is annotated as calcium/calmodulin-dependent protein kinase kinase 1, alpha b. Lineage: Eukaryota; Metazoa; Chordata; Actinopteri; Anabantiformes; Osphronemidae. Gene Ontology annotation, biological process: protein phosphorylation; activation of protein kinase activity; CAMKK-AMPK signaling cascade. Bases 289 to 1761 code for a protein of 490 amino acids. The record is from RefSeq and is a predicted model, not a curated record. Gene Ontology annotation, molecular function: protein kinase activity; ATP binding. The transcript has 17 exons.
GUUUGCUGAGGGAGGAGUGUGAUGGAGUCAACGAAGCUACUGGCCUCCCCGAGGAUAACUCUGUCUAUAUGUGGCCUCAGUAAUCCGUUGGACGUGCGCUCCUCAGGCUCCUCCCUGCUUGUCUCAGAGCAGGACACUCACCCACACACAAACUUUCUCCUCUUAACAGCAGCAGGACAAUAUGCAUUUUAACCACAUAAUCUAUGAACACAGGAUACCACUAUUGCGUGCAGUGAUGCAGUUGGAUGUUAAAAAUGUGGAUCUGUGACUGAGUGAAUACCAACCACCAUGAGCGCUGACACUGCCUGCAGGGCGGAGCUGGACUCGGAGCAUCCGUGCGAGCUGGCCGACUUGGUGGCAGCCAUGAACGUGGCUGCCAAUCGUGUGACCCCGCCAAACGGCUACAGGUCCAGUGCUCCCAGGACCACCACCUCCUACAGGGACCCGAUUUCAAAAAGGAAGAUGUCUUUGCAGGAGAGAGGAAGUCGCAUGGCUCGACCGCCAACCAUCGAGACCAAGCGCGUGUCCAUCACAGACAUUGAUGACUGUGUCCAGCUCAACCAGUAUAAACUCAAACAAGAAAUUGGAAAGGGUUCAUAUGGAGUGGUUAAGUUAGCUUAUAAUGAAGAUUCCGAACAGUACUAUGCAAUGAAGGUUGUUUCAAAGAAGAAGCUGAUGAGGCAGUGUGGAUUUUUGCGUCGUCUACCUACUCAAGGAUCAAAUUCCCAGCAGGAUCCAUUUUACAAAGCAGUGUUGCCCCUGGAAAGAGUGUACACGGAGAUCGCCAUCCUGAAGAAGCUGGACCAUCCUAACGUUGUUAAAUUGGUGGAGGUGCUUGAUGAUCCUGAAGAAGAUGGACUUCAUAUGGCAUUCGAACUGAUGACAAAGGGUCCAGUAAUGGACGUGCCCACAGACGACCCUUUCACUGAGGAGCAGGCUCGCUUCUACUUUAGAGACGUUGUCAUGGGCAUAGAGUACUUGCACUACCACAAGAUUAUCCACAGAGACAUCAAACCCUCCAACCUGCUACUGGGGGAUGACGGUCAUGUCAAGAUCGCAGACUUUGGUGUGAGUAAUGAGUUUGAGGGGACAGAUGCACUCCUGUCGAGCACAGCAGGGACCCCUGCGUUCAUGGCCCCCGAAAUGAUGACCGAACAGGAGCAGAGCUUCAGUGGAAAGGCAUUAGACGUGUGGGCGAUGGGAGUCACACUCUACUGCUUUGUCAUAGGGAAGUGCCCUUUCUAUGAUGAGUACAUUGUUUCACUGCACAACAAGAUCAGGAACAAAUCAGUGGAAUUUCCCGAGAUGCCAGUUGUAAGCUCUGAUCUAAAGAAGCUCAUUGAACAGAUGCUGGAGAAAAGCCCUGAUGCCAGAAUCACUAUCCCUGAAAUUAAGCUCCACCCGUGGGUGACAGAGAAUGGCACAUGCCCCCUCCCUCUGGAGGAGGAGCACUGCACGGCAGUGGAGGUCACCGAGGAGGAGGUCCAGAACAGUGUCAAGCUCAUCCCGAGCCUCUCCGCUGUGAUUCUAGUGAAAUCCAUGCUGAGGAAGCGCUCUUUCAGUAAUCCCUUUGAGUCUCAGGGCAGACGAGCAGAGAGGUCCAUGUCUGCCCCUGGAGGUCUGCUUACCGGUUCUUGGGGCCUGACAGGGUCGUCACCUCAGCCUCAUCCUUCAUUGAGGAAAGUCAGCAACGAGGGGAGCAGAGAAGGCGAGCUGGAGGACUUGUAUGAAGUUGAUACACUUACAGAGUGUACGGAUUAAACAUGCAGACAGAUUUAACCAAAAUGAAAACAUGCAGACAAAUUGCAGAAGCUGUGCUUUUGCUUCAUGUUUGCUUUACUUGUUACAGAUUCUCUCACUUUUGCUUUGAAUGAAAAAUGGAUAAGGCAUUACAUGACAUAAAAAUAGAUCAGGUCAGUUUAAAGUCAGUCUUUAUUUAUUUAUUGUUUUGUCAAAUUAAAAAUGUAAAUAUGCUUUGUAUAGAAGAUAUUUUUACAUUCUCACAGAUGUUGAACAAUAAAGUUCUAAUUCAAACACUGCUGCA